AUGCAAACCCAAUCUUCACACAACCACAUGAAUCCGAGCAAUCCAGAAGUGCCUCCUCCGAAUACCAUGUACUAUUCACACAUGGUUCAACCACAGCAACCCAUCAUGAAUUACCCCAAUGCGACUCAGCCUUCACACGUUGUUGUGGAAAUGAUGGCGGCGGUCCCUGCUACUCUGCCAAUUACAAAAUCUCAAUAUUUUGCGAGUCGUAUGCAAGCCUUGGGAGACCAAAAGUUGAAACUUGUGAUUCAAGAAGAUGGUAUUUGGAUGUCCUUUUUCACCACCAUUGUGGCUGUCUUGCUGUUUCCCGUGGCUAUUUGUCUCGAGUGCUUGUUUAGUGAAUUGUGUGUGGUUGUGUUGGCGAUCCUGAUCGUUUAUUUGGCUAUUGCAUUUCCUAUCAUCUUGUUAGCAGCUCCAUUGGUUAUAAUAUACAUCUUGUGGACAGAGACAGUGAUGACCGUGAUUUUGGAUGACGCCAAACGAGAAAUGUCGAUCGAAGUUCGAAAACGAUAUUUCGCUGAAUCCAGAAGUAAUAGCAUUGUGACCUCAUGUCAAAUUCCAUAUUCAGAUAUUGCACAAGUACUUUUAUCAAAGAAAAAAAGAGCAUCAAAACAAAAAGUCCUACUCGAAACAAGGCAAGGUCAACAAUAUGAAUUCUCUCUGGGAAUGAAAGAGGAGAUUGCAAAGGAAGAAUUGGACUAUUUAACAAAGUUCUUCCAAGUAAGAGGAGUGGUGUUGGGUGAAUGUUUCAAACAAACACCACAAAUGUUGCCUUAA
Molecule: messenger RNA, 777 nt
Organism: Naegleria lovaniensis
Lineage: Eukaryota; Heterolobosea; Eutetramitea; Acrasida; Naegleriidae
Exons: 1
Coding region: 1-777 (258 amino acids)
Source: RefSeq, a predicted model, not a curated record